GUUAUCUGUGGGUGACUGGACGUCGACUUUUAAAAUGUCCGCCUGACGCUUACAGCCUAGAUGCCUGCUAACGACAGCAGGAAAAUGUGGUCGCUAUUUGAAACAAGUAUGAGGCAGAUGGAACAAACCAUGCAGGAGAGCUCUAGACACUUGGCGACAUCCAUGGAGGAGAUGAAUCGAUCUUUGGCGUUAGGCUCGCAGGCUUUAGAGACCUCAAUGACAGCCAUGGGUGAAAGUCUACAAGCAAGCUCACAGGGGAUGGAGGCAGCGCUCUCUACAGCUGAGGUAGUGAGCAAUCUGAUCACGUUUGUCAAUAACGGAUCGACCACAAACAUCAGCGGACCCACGACCGUCACGGUCAUCAACGGCGAUGAUACUGGCAUCUCUGCUGACGUGCUUCCACCCAAUGAUCGUGUGGAUUCCUGCGGUAACAUCACCAUCAUCACCGGUGAUGGUGCCAGCAUCUCUGCUGACGUGCUUCCACCCUAUAAUCGUGUGGAUUCUGAAAGUAACAUCAUCAACGACGAUGGUGCCAGCAUCUCUGCUGACGUGCUUCCACCCAAUGAUCGUGUGGAUUCCUGCGGUAACGGUAACAUCAUCAACGGCGAUGGUGCCAGCAUCUCUGCUGACUUGCUUCCACCCAAUGUUCGUGUGGAUUCCUGCGGUAACAUCACCACCGACGAUGGUGCCAGCAUCUCUGCUGACGUGCUUCCACCCAAUGAUCGUGUGGAUUCCUGCGGUAACAUCAACAUUUUCACCGGCAAGGGUACCGACAUCCCUGCUGACGUUCUUCCACCAUAUGUUCGUGUGGAUUCCUGCGGUAACAUUAAUUUUAACAUCCCCGGGAUCUCCACACUUUUUCUAGCGGGGAGCUGCCCUAAAUUCGACAUCAUCAACCACUACGCCGACGGGCUUCUACCUAAUGAUCGUGUGAGACACUGUGGUAAGAUCAAUAUCAUCAACAGCGACGGGAAAUCUACCGUUAUACAAAGUUGGACAAACAGGUCAGUCCAACAGGACACACAAACUGGAACACGCAAACGACAACACGAAGAUGAUGAACAAAGUUCAAAGAGGUCGAAGAAUGGUUGCCAUGACAACCCGGAUUCUCCCGAGGAGUGAAAGAUACGCACAAUAGUGUGUUCAAUAGCACACACAAAAAGUUCCUCUUUGUUGGCACACAACUCUCGUGUUAUACGGG
Messenger RNA from Physella acuta, 1201 nucleotides. RefSeq lists its product as uncharacterized. NCBI's taxonomy places the organism in Eukaryota, Metazoa, Mollusca, Gastropoda, Physidae. The record is from RefSeq and is a predicted model, not a curated record.